CCGUCGCGCACCCAUGUGACAUCACCCGGAGCUCAUCUCCUAUCUACGCCUGAUCUACCUGUUCUCCCAGUGCUGUCCCCCUGCCCGGGCCCUCUCUUCAUUGGUUUUAUUUGGUUUGCGAAGACGAAGAGCCGAGCCAGGCGGGAAGAUGAGCAACUCGCGGCAGUAGUGGCCGCGCGAUUGCUUCACGUCCGGCUUCUGCGACUCUUACCGACUCGAGCCGAGCGUUGUACGAAUACGUCGAAAUAUAAGCAGAGCCUCAAACACAAUCGCAGAACCCGAAAAAAAAAAUGCCCUUACCCUUUCUUGGCCGGCUGAACAUCGCCGAAUAUGUCGCUCUCGUCGGCUCCUUCUUCCUCGUCGGUCUCGAGGCCCUCAUCCGGAUUCUAACGCUGGCGUUACCUUCCUCGCUGCUGGACCUCUUCUACCGCGCUUCGCGACGGCUCUUUAACCGACUCACCUCGCCGGCGCAGAAGAGAGCCGAGCAGAGACGGAAGUCCAUCUCGACCUCGAUCCGAAAUGCCUCCGACUUCGUCGAUCUGUGCGCCACCUUCGGUUACACUGCUGAGGAACACGUCGUGCAGACCAAAGAUGGCUAUCUGCUGGGAAUCCACCGCCUGGCCUGGAGGAAAGGCGAGGAGGAUACCGAGAUCAACGACGGGCCGUCGAGCGUCCGUAAGCCCGUCGUCUAUCUCCACCAUGGCCUCCUGAUGAAUAGCGAGGUCUGGGUCUGCCUCACCGACGAGAAGAGGUGCCUGCCCUUCGUGCUGGUAGAGAGGGGCUUCGACGUUUGGUUAGGAAAUAAUCGCGGAAACAAGUACUCCAAAAAGUCGAUCAACUAUCCGCCCACCUCCAUCCGAUUCUGGGACUUCUCGAUCGAUCAGUUCGCCUUCCACGACAUCCCUGACUCCAUCGACUACAUCCUAGAAACGACAAAGCAGGCGUCCUUGUCAUACGUCGGGUUUUCCCAAGGCACCGCCCAAGCCUUCGCGAGCCUAGCCGUGCACCCUAAGCUUAACGAGCAGGUCAACGUCUUCAUCGCGCUGGCUCCGGCCAUGGCGCCCGCCGGUCUCAACAACGGCAUCGUCGACGCCCUCACCAAGGCUUCGCCUCAGGUUCUCUUCCUUAUGUUUGGUCGUCGGUCCAUCCUCAGCUCCGCCACCAUGUGGCAGUCCAUCCUGUACCCGCCCAUAUUCAUCAACGUUAUCGACAUGGGCAUGUCCUUCCUGUUCGGCUGGAGGACGAAAAAUAUCUCCUUCAGCCAGAAGCUGGCCGCGUACCCGCACUUGUACUCCUUCACCAGCACCAAGUCCGUCGUCCACUGGUUCCAGAUCAUCCGCAACCAGUCGUUCCAGAUGUACGACGACGACGUGCCGACCCCUCUAUCGAUCAACACCUCCAACAAGUACACCAAAGUGGCCAAGUAUCCGACUCGCAACAUCCGGACGCCCAUCGUCCUCGUCUACGGCGGCAUCGACUCCCUGGUCGAUAUCAAGGUCAUGCUGAAAGAGUUGCCCAACCGGACCGUGGCCACCGAAAUCCCGCAUUACGAGCACCUCGACUUUUUAUGGGCGCGCGACGUCGACACGCAGGUCUUCAAGCACGUCUUCGAUGCCCUCGACAGCUUCAAAGACGCAGAGCACUCGCCGGAAGAGUUCGAGAGCUAUCGGCGGGCACGCAACGUCAGCCUAUCGGCUUCCAAAUUCCUCAAACACACACAUCGUAACAGCGACGCGGUCGAGUCCGAUAGCGCGUCCGUCUUCUCGUCGAACGAGCGCGAGGGCAACGGCGAAUGCUCCUCGGGCGACCAGGACAAGGCGCGCGAGCGCUCUGCGCAUUCGUCGCUAGCCUCCAGGCUGCACUCGGACGCCAAGAAGUCCUCGAUCCGCCCGAUCGCCACGAUCGACGAGCACGCCGCCGCCGCCGCCUCGGCCUCCCCGGAUCGGCCGGGCUCGCGGGGCUACGACGAGACGAGCGACUCGCCCGGCCCGUUCACGCCCAGCUCCCCGAGCCGCAGCCGGCAGAACCGCCGCAGCGCCAGCGUCGCGAGCAACCUCAGCGUCGACUCCAUGAAGCAAGGGCGCGGAAUCAAGAUCGGCGCCGCGAAGCCGACCACAAGCAGCAGCAGCGACGAGGGCCGGGGGCACUCCCGAUCCGGCGUCCCCAACGCGUAGACAUCUCGUUGUAUAUAUAUUCCCGACGUGCGCCAGCCGGGCACGGAGCAAAUCGGUAUUGUUUUUUUCAAGGAGUUCCGAGGACUUCGGGUAUGCCCUACCCGAUCCGAUAGAUAUAUAUAGAUGGUCCCGGUCCUAGUUCUGCAUCGGAGCGGUCGCGCAUUCUUACCGAGAGGCACAGACCCCGAAAGGUCUUGCGAAGAGAAGACCGCGCUUAUUACGGCGAUAGAUAGGAAAUAUUUAUAGAUAUACAUACACAGACGUCAGGUACAGUCGCUGCCAUACUUUGGGGACAACUUAACCCCUCGCGUCCCAUCCCGUGAUGUGUCUCGCGAGUUUACUAGGGAACAACAGCCUACUGGCCCGCUUACUUCACCUACCCCUGCGUGGUCCCCCCCUUCUCUCCUUUUCGCAUUCUUCGGCUUUCCCCGCCGUCGCGAUCGCCAUCAAUUACCACUCACCGACCUAACUCGAAACGAAGCCUCACCACCAAACCGACGCGGCGGGCCCAAGCAGAGUCAAGUAGCAGCAACGCCGCCGCUCUCGUCCCACCGGAUGCGCAUGGUCGCCGGCGCCGGCGCGAAGGCGCCGUGGUCGGGCGUCAGGUAGGCCGUCAGGCGGCCGUCAGCCUCCCGCCCGACCUGGCCGCGCCAC
Molecule: messenger RNA, 2828 nt
Organism: Durotheca rogersii
Lineage: Eukaryota; Fungi; Ascomycota; Sordariomycetes; Xylariales; Xylariaceae
Product: alpha/beta-hydrolase
Exons: 6
Coding region: 291-2174 (627 amino acids)
Source: RefSeq, a predicted model, not a curated record